Messenger RNA from Mytilus trossulus (common blue mussel), 992 nucleotides. RefSeq lists its product as uncharacterized. The transcript is spliced from 3 exons. Lineage: Eukaryota; Metazoa; Mollusca; Bivalvia; Mytilida; Mytilidae. The record is from RefSeq and is a predicted model, not a curated record. Bases 48 to 992 code for a protein of 314 amino acids.
UACCUCGGAAUGUUUACUUAGUAAAGGUGGAAAGAACAAAACAUGAUAUGGAUCUUUUAUAUAAAGUAUGCAUUGUGUUUCUACAUUUGUGGACAAGUUCUACACAAGUAUAUACAGGAGUUCUCACGAGACUAUGGCCGUUGGAUAGCCAAACAUGUUCAUCAGAAGUAUUAACAACUACUUACGUAUAUAGCGAAUGUAAUAACAUAUUUAAACACCAGCCACAAGAUUUCCCUUUUAACGCUAUGGCGUUCGACGGAUCUUCUCUUAUUGAUGUCGCUGUUGAUGUUUCAACUUCUAAAAUACAACAUUACAGUUUUCAAGGUUGGUUUUUCUUUACAACUGACACUCCUGCGUCCUUGUUUCAUUAUAUAGACAGUGAAGGAAUCACGGAAACAAUAGUUUGGAUUAAUAAUAUGAGGUCAAAAGUUUACAGAAGAGUAAGUUCCGAUGUGAAAACUUUCACUGGAAGUAAGCAAUUUUCGAAAUAUAAAUGGUAUUAUAUUUCACUUGGUAUAGGUGAAAUAGGUUACAUAUACGUACGUAUUGAUGGUGUAAGUGAUAUCUAUGGAAUUUUCAACAACCGUAACAUCAAGGAAUUUCCAGGUACAUUGAGGAUUGGUGGAGAUUUUAGUGAGGUACAUGCAAACAUUGAGGGACGAAUCACAUGUGUUGGAUUCCAUUUAGAUACCAGAGACGCCUCUGAAGAUGUUGUUAAGGAUGUGUGCACUGGAACGUCUUGGAUGCCUGACAGAGGAAGCAAUAGUAUAUACCUGACUAGGAUGAAUACAACGACGUUGUUUCCUGUUCUCAUUAAAGAAGUCACACGCUGUUCUUUUACUCAAUGUGCUUACUCAUGUUUGGUAGAAAUUGCAUGUUUCUUUAUAUCUUUUGAUGAAGAACCUGCCACUUGCAAAUCGUGUUACCUGUUUAGAAGAGAAGAAACUACAGGCUCUCAUAGCACAAUUUCUUUGUAUAGAGUUAAAACAUAA